AUGAAUAAAAAAUUGGACAAAAAUAUAUCCAAAGAGUUCGACGUGAAGAGAACGGAAUUGCUUUAUCAACGUCCAAGAGAAAUUAACAGGAAGAUCGUUUGGAUCCUCUGCAUUACAUAUAUAUUAACAUAUUGCAUACAAGGGAUUACAUGUUUUAUGCUUUUGAAAAAGCAAGAAAAAUUUAGUUACAUCUAUCUUAUACAUAAUGAAAAAAGUAUAAAUGAUAACCAUCGUAGAAAAAAUUAUUUAAAUUAUAAAAAUAGAAUAAUUUUAAAAAAAAAUGGCUUUAAUAAAAAACAAAAGUUUGCUUUAAAAAGUGAAAAGGUAAAUAAAAUUAUUCAAAGUUUAAAAGAGCUAACAUUAUUAGAAGCAAGUGAAUUAGUGAAACAAAUUGAAGCUACAUUUUCGGUUGACACGAGACAAAAUAUAGGUGUAUCUAGCAGUGAUCAGGAAAAUAAAAAAAAUGCAGAAGAUGCAAACGCUAAUGAGGAAGAGGACGACGAAAAUAAGGUAUACGAUUUGAUUCUAGAAAAUAUAGAACCCAAUAAAAAAAUACCCAUAAUUAAAAUCGUUAAGGAGAUUAAAAAGGACCUCAAUUUAAAGCAGGCUAAGGAAAUAGUGGACAACUUACCUCAAACUCUUUUCGAAAAAAUUAACAAAGAAACGGCUGACAAAUGGAAAGCCAAGCUCACAGAGGCUGGGGCCACCGUUAAGUUGAAAUAA
Molecule: messenger RNA, 723 nt
Organism: Plasmodium gonderi
Lineage: Eukaryota; Apicomplexa; Aconoidasida; Haemosporida; Plasmodiidae
Product: 50S ribosomal protein L12, apicoplast
Exons: 1
Coding region: 1-723 (240 amino acids)
Biological process (GO): translation
Cellular component (GO): ribosome
Molecular function (GO): structural constituent of ribosome
Source: RefSeq, a predicted model, not a curated record